Molecule: messenger RNA, 300 nt
Organism: Sitophilus oryzae (rice weevil)
Lineage: Eukaryota; Metazoa; Arthropoda; Insecta; Coleoptera; Curculionidae
Product: cellular nucleic acid-binding protein-like
Exons: 1
Coding region: 1-300 (99 amino acids)
Molecular function (GO): zinc ion binding; nucleic acid binding
Source: RefSeq, a predicted model, not a curated record
AUGACAGUAGUGAAUCUACUGUCUUGCUAUGUAGAAGAAUAUGAAGAUGUACAAGUGUAUAAGUGUUGCGCUUUUGGUCACACAAUAAAAAAUUGUAGCAAGAAAGCUGGAAUUUGUUUCAAGUGCGGGAUCGAAGGACAUGUGGGAAGAGAGUGCAAAAACGAAAGAAAGGACUGCCCUAAUUGCAGAAAGGCAAAGAAGGAGGAAAGGAGUCGUAACCACAGCGCAGAUGAUAGGAGCUGCUCGGUAUAUAUUAGCAAGUUGGAGGAACUGAGAGAAAAAACUGAUUGUGGACAGUAG